CCCUUUGGUCGCUGCAUCCAAUCAUAUUCACCAUCCAUCUGCAGGCAGCGAGCUAUUCUUACAUAAUUAAAAUAAGUGUAGCGUUUCGAAAAGGCUGUAAUCAAAGCGGGAAAGGUGCUCUGAAAAAUGUCUCUGCGGGCUGAAUUUGAGAAAGUGGCAGAAGAUGUGAAGAAGGUGAAGUCCAGGCCAGAGGAUGAGGAACUGCUGGAGCUGUAUGGGCUCUACAAACAAGCCACUGUUGGAGACAUUAAUAUAGAUCGUCCUGGAAUGUUAGACAUGAAGGGUAAAGCAAAAUGGGAUGCCUGGGACGAAAGAAAAGGAAUGUCAAAGGAUGAUGCCAUGGCAGCCUACAUUGCUAAAGCAAAGGAGGUCAUUGACAAAUAUGGACUGUAAAGAAAAGUCUAACCACUGAAGUACUAUGUAGAGCACUUGUUUAAUUUGCAAGUGAAGACUAUCCUGUAUUUCUCGAACUAGGGAUAUUUUUCAAAUCAUGUUUCAACAAUGGAGUUUGUUUCAAACACACUGUUAAUUUUAGAACCUUUCAGAAAUGUACUAAACACAAAUAAAACUUUUUUAAUAUUGUCA
Messenger RNA from Acipenser ruthenus (sterlet), 585 nucleotides. Its product is annotated as acyl-CoA-binding protein homolog. The coding region runs from base 127 to 393 and encodes 88 amino acids. The record is from RefSeq and is a predicted model, not a curated record. Gene Ontology annotation, biological process: fatty acid metabolic process. Lineage: Eukaryota; Metazoa; Chordata; Actinopteri; Acipenseriformes; Acipenseridae. The transcript has 4 exons. Gene Ontology annotation, molecular function: fatty-acyl-CoA binding.